AUGGCUAGUGGCGAACCGUCCACAUCGGAAGUUCCGCCGGGUGCUGGGACGACGGUUGGUGGAAAGCAUAGUAAAAGAAAAAGUGAUAUAAUGUCGCUCGAUUAUUGUACGUUUCGAGUGCCGUACAACGAGCUGAAUGUCAAGUUUAGGAAUGGGCAAAAGGAUCUCGAUCGCGCGGCGGCAUCAGUCGCCAGAGCGGCGAAUCUCCUGACGAAAAAGACCGCAGGUGCCACAGAACCACAAGCCAAAGAAGCUCUCCAGAAAAACUUUGAAUUCCUUCUGAAACAAGUGCAAGAAGCGCGGGCGGCAAUGCAAAAAGUUCUCAAAGAAGAAACCGAAGAAGCCGAUAAAAUCAUAAGAAGAUGUCAUAUGCUACAGCAAGAGCAACAAGUUAACGAGGAUCGUCCGAAGCGGAUUGACAGGUCGCUGGAGAAGCGAAAAUUCGCGAGACACAUUUGUUGGCAUUUGUUGAGGUGUGGAAUGAUUGUGCCGGCCAAAAAACUGGUCGCUGAAAUGAAAAUGGAAGGUCUCGUCGACAUAAGCAUCUUCGAGAAAUUCUACGAAAUCGAACAGGCGCUUCUCGACAAGGAUACGAAGCCAUGCAUCGAAUGGUGUCAAUAUCAUCGUCAUCGCCUCCGCAAAAUCGGCUCCCGCAUCGAAGUCGUCGCCCGGCAACAGGACAUUGCCACGUUGGUCGAGGAGCAGAACAUUCCAGAAGCAUUGGCCUACAUCAAAAAGUAUUUUGUGCCGAUUACAAAGACACAGUUCCCAGACGACUUGAAGAAGAUCAUGGGCUCCGUCGCAAUGCCACUUGAAAUCUCUCGCAUGAGAAACAAAGAACUGCACGCCGAGAAUCGAUACGAAGCGUGCUAUGAAUUCUUCAUCAAGGAGGCGUACCGCCUGUAUCAACUUCCAGAACAUUCUGCGUUUUCGUCGAUUGUACAAAUGGGAAUCGCCGCUCAGAAAACGGCCAUGUGUGAACCGGACACGAAGACACCUACUAAUAAACAACGCUGCGUAGUGUGCCGCCCGGACAUCUGGCCACUCGCUGAAGGUCUUCCGAAUGCGCGUUCCGAUGGAAACAAGAUUCUUUGCUCACUGAGCAACACUGUCUGUAACGAUGAGGACAAUAUUCCAUAUCUUUUCCCAUCUGGCCAUGUUGUCGGUCUCCGAGCCAUUAACGCCGGAUUACGAAGAGCCAAUCAUAAGGUCUACGAUCCAAUGCACAAGCAAGAAAUCAUGGAAGAAGAAGCAUUGAGAAUGUAUUUUAUGUGA
Molecule: messenger RNA, 1275 nt
Organism: Caenorhabditis briggsae
Lineage: Eukaryota; Metazoa; Nematoda; Chromadorea; Rhabditida; Rhabditidae
Gene: Cbr-maea-1
Product: Protein CBR-MAEA-1
Exons: 5
Coding region: 1-1275 (424 amino acids)
Biological process (GO): proteasome-mediated ubiquitin-dependent protein catabolic process
Cellular component (GO): GID complex; nucleus; cytoplasm
Molecular function (GO): ubiquitin-protein transferase activity; protein binding
Source: RefSeq, a predicted model, not a curated record